AUGGCUGCACUGAUCACGAGCGCUCUUUUCUUGCUGGCUGUUCCGGCUCUGGCAGACUUGUUUCCUGACUGUGUAAAUGGGCCACUGUCCAAUAACACUGUCUGUGACACCAGCGCACCAGCGGCAGCUCGAGCGCAAGCUCUUGUCGCUGCCCUGACGAUCGAUGAGAAGUUUAACUUGACAGGAAAUACCUCACCAGGAGUGCCACGACUAGGCCUGUACAGCUACCAAUGGUGGCAGGAGGCGUUGCAUGGCGUCGCCAGCUCUCCAGGUGUCAACUUCAGCAGCUCUGGCAACUUUUCCCAUGCGACAUCGUUCCCACAGCCGAUUACGAUGAGUGCGGCGUUCGAUGAUGCAUUGAUCCAUGCAGUUGCCACAGUGGUCAGUACCGAGGCGCGAGCUUUCAACAACGCCAACAGAAGCGGAUUGGAUUACUGGACUCCCAACAUCAAUCCCUACAAAGAUCCUCGAUGGGGGAGAGGACAAGAAACUCCAGGCGAAGAUCCAUUCCACCUCAAAUCGUACGUUGCGCAGCUCAUUGACGGACUUCAAGGUGGCCAUGACCCACCAAUCAAGAAGGUGGUGGCCACCUGCAAGCAUUUCGUUGCCUACGAUCUCGAAAUGUGGGAGACGUACGAUCGAUACAACUUUGACGCGAGGGUUACGACGCAAGAUCUGGCGGAAUAUUACAUGCAGUCGUUCCAGACGUGCGCGCGGGAUGCAGCCGUUGGGUCUAUUAUGUGUUCGUACAAUGCUUUAAACGGUGUACCCACCUGUGCGGACCCGUACAUUCUCCAGGAUAUUCUUCGAGACCACUGGAACUGGACUGGCGAUGGUCAGUAUGUGACCUCGGACUGCGAUGCUAUCCAGAACAUCUAUGCGCCUCACUACUACGCCCCGACUCAGCAACAAGCCGUGGCUGACGCUUUGACCGCGGGUACGGACCUGAACUGUGGCACAUACUACCAGACAUGGCUCCCGCGAGCCUACGACCAAGGGCUCUUCAACGAAACCGUGAUAGACCAGGCUCUUGUCCGCCUCUACACGGCGCUCGUGAAGUUGGGAUACUUUGACCCUGCUUCCGCCACUCCGUACCGCUCUCUCGGCUGGUCCGAUGUCUCGACGCCGGACGCCGAAGCGCUCGCCCUCCGAGCCGCCGAAGAAGGCAUCGUGCUCAUCAAGAACGACGGAACUCUCCCCCUGCAGCUCCCCAGCGACCACAACACAACCGUCGCGUUGCUCGGCAGCUGGGCCAACGCCACGACGACGAUGCAAGGCAACUACUUUGGCGUCGCGCCCUACCUGCACUCGCCACUCUACGCCGCCCAGCAACUCCCCAACGUCAAGGUCGUGUACGGCGGCGGGUUCGGCGUGCCCACCACGGACGGAUGGGACGAGCUCCUCGGGGCGGCCGAGGAAAGCGACAUCAUCAUCGUCGCCGACGGGAUCAGCAUCAACGACGAAUCCGAAGGGAUGGACCGGUACACGAUCGACUGGCCACCGGCGUCGAUCGACCUCAUCUCGCAGUUUGCGAGCAUGGGCAAACCGGUGAUUGUGCUGCAGAUGGGCGACCAAAUCGACAACACGCCCUUGCUCACCAACCCCAACAUCUCGGCGAUAGUCUGGGGCGGCUACCCCGGCAUGGCGGGCGGCGACGCGCUCAUCAACGUCCUGACGGGCAAAUAUGCACCCGCAGGCCGUCUCCCCGUCACGCAAUACCCCGCCAAGUACGUCGACCAGGUGGCGCUGACGGACAUGGCGCUGCGUCCGAACAAGACGUCCGGGUCUCCCGGGAGGACGUACAUCUGGUACGAAGACGAGGCUGUCGUCCCGUUCGGGUUCGGGAUGCACUACACCAACUUCAGCGUGUCGGCGGCCCAGACGAGCGGGCCGUCGAGCUACGACAUCUCCCAGCUCGUGUCCCGGUGUGACUCCGACGCGGCCGCCACGUAUCCUUACAAGGACCUCUGCCCGUUCGAGACGCUCGACGUGACCGUCACGAACACGGGCAAGGUGACGUCCGACUUUGUCACGCUGGCCUUCGUAACCGGCCAGUACGGCCCGCCGCCGUAUCCGAACAAGCAGCUCGUCGCGUACGAGAGGCUGUUCGACGUCUCCGGCGGCGCGUCGGCCACUGCGACCCUGAACCUGACGCUGGGUAGCCUGGGGAGACGCGACGAGGACGGAAACCUGGUCUUGUACCCCGGCGAUUACGCCGUGUUGAUCGACGUGCCUACCCAGGCAACGGUCAAUUUCACCUUGACGGGGUCGCAGGCCGUUUUGGAUCAGUGGCCGCAGAGGUCGAGCUAG
Messenger RNA from Exophiala spinifera, 2310 nucleotides. RefSeq lists its product as uncharacterized. NCBI's taxonomy places the organism in Eukaryota, Fungi, Ascomycota, Eurotiomycetes, Chaetothyriales, Herpotrichiellaceae. Gene Ontology annotation, cellular component: plant-type cell wall. Gene Ontology annotation, biological process: arabinan catabolic process; xylan catabolic process. The transcript is spliced from 5 exons. The coding region runs from base 1 to 2310 and encodes 769 amino acids. Gene Ontology annotation, molecular function: alpha-L-arabinofuranosidase activity; xylan 1,4-beta-xylosidase activity. The record is from RefSeq and is a predicted model, not a curated record.